CUGCAGCUCCUCCCCCCCGACCCGAAUGAAGACAAGCUAGUCAGUUCUCAGCUAUUGCUAACCAAACUGCGGAACCACAGGAGGGAAAGAGUCUAUUGCUGGGGAUUUGUAGCUCGAAGUUGCGGUGCAGUGUUGAGACGAAGGCCUUCCUCAUCGAUAACCUCGGAUGCAGCUAGGACAGCUAACACGAACAGUGCCAAGUUCCUCGUUAGCUUAAGUUGAUAAAAUUAGCUAGUUGCGUCGUUUGACAGCUAACGCUAACUAGCUAGUCUCAUUGGUAUUCGACGUCAGUUUCAAAACAAAGCCCGCAAAGCCAAGAAGUUGAGACUCAGCUGUCACCUCCAGAGCAGAUUGCUACAAGAUAACCUGGACAGAUUUAAUGAUAGAAGAUAAAUAUUGCUUUUCACACUCGUAGUCUAUGGAUAGUUAACCCUGUUUUGCUGACAUAAGGGCUAAGUUAAAUAGGCUGUCUGCAGAUUUGGCUCAGGAGCGUUUGAACUUAACAUCAUAACUAAUCGUGCAGCAAAGUGGUCUUAGUGCCUUCUUGAAACAAUUUGGUUCAAGUUUCCUUCAAGCUUGGAUUUAAAUGUCCGAAAAGAGUUCAUCGUCUGGUUCGGAUGAGGAUGUGGACCCUGAAUCUGGACAGCAUGUGGAGCUGGGAGGCAUUUUAAGCAAGUGGACAAAUUACAUACACGGAUGGCAGGACAGAUGGGUCGUGUUGAAAAACAAUACUUUGAGCUACUACAAGUCAGAGGAUGAACGGGAGUACGGCUGCAGGGGGUCUCUGUGCCUCAGCAAGGCUGUCAUCACACCUCAUGAGUUUGACGAGUGUCGUUUUGACAUCAGUGUGAACGACAGCGUUUGGUACCUGAGAGCUGAAGAUCCUGAACACAGACUCCAGUGGAUUGAGUCAAUAGAGCUGCACAAGGCCGAGUCUGGCUACGGUUCAGAAACCAGUCUCAGGCGUCAUGGUUCCAUGUUGUCUCUCACCUCUGCAGCCAGUGCCUUGUCUGCUACAUCUACAUCCUCUUUCAAGAAGGGGCACAGGUUGCGUGAGAAGCUAGCAGAGAUGGAAACCUUCCGGGACAUUCUGUGCAGACAAGUAGACACCCUGCAGAAAUACUUUGACUCCUGUGCCGAUGCUGUCUCCAAAGAUGAAUUUCAGAGAGACAGAGAAGUAGAAGAGGAUGAAGACGACUUCCCCGCAACUACAAGACCAGAUGGUGAAUACAAUCACAACAACAACGGCAGCAAAGAGAAAUUGUUUUCCCCUGCCAGUCCAAAAGGCAUGAAUGGGAUAGACUUCAAGGGUGAGGCCAUCACCUUUAAGGCCACCACAGCAGGGAUCCUGUCUACAUUGUCCCACUGCAUCGAACUGAUGGUCAAACGAGAGGACAGCUGGCAGAAGAGACUGGAUAAGGAGUUAGAGAAAAGAAGGAGGGUAGAAGAUGCCUACAAGUCUGCCAUGAAUGAACUGAAGAAAAAGUCGCACUACGGAGGCCCUGACUAUGAGGAGGGGCCCAACAGUCUGAUCAAUGAAGAUGAGUUCUUCGAUGCAGUGGAAGCUGCACUGGACAGACAGGACAAGAUAGAGGAGCAGUGCCAGUCGGAGAAGGUGAGGAUACCUCGACUGACUCCAGUGCCUGCGGGAGACGCCUACUCCACGAUCGGUACCCACCGAUAUGCCACCAAGCCCCAUAGCCAUUCUUCUUCACUAUCAUCUGUUGAGCUAGUCAGUGCCUCGGACGACAUUCACAGGUUCAGCACGCAGGUGGAGGAGAUGGUGCAGAAUCAUAUGACUUACUCUCUUCAAGAUGUGGGUGGAGAUGCCAACUGGCAGCUGGUAAUAGAAGAAGGAGAGAUGAAGGUGUACAGGAGAGAAGUGGAGGAGAAUGGCAUUGUGCUGGAUCCUCUCAAAGCGACUCAUGCAGUGAAGGGGGUAACAGGACAUGAGGUCUGCCACUACUUCUGGGACACCUCUGUGCGAUUGGACUGGGAGACCACUAUUGAAAAUUUCAACGUUGUGGAAACACUCUCUGAUAACGCGGUCAUUGUUUAUCAGACGCACAAGAGAGUCUGGCCUGCAUCGCAGAGAGACGUUCUUUAUCUGUCAGCCAUCAGAAAGAUCUUGGCAACAAAUGAAAAUGAUCCCGACACAUGGCUGGUCUGCAACUUCUCUGUGGACCAUGACAAUGCCCAACCUACUAAUCGGUGUGUUCGUGCCAAAAUUAAUGUCGCCAUGAUCUGCCAAACUCUGGUCAGCCCACCAGAAGGUGACAAAGAGAUCAGCAGAGACAACAUCCUUUGUAAGAUCACCUACGUUGCCAAUGUAAACCCAGGAGGAUGGGCUCCAGCUUCAGUCCUCAGAGCCGUGGCCAAGAGAGAAUAUCCCAAGUUUCUUAAACGCUUCACCUCCUACGUCCAGGAGAAAACAGCUGGGAAGCCGAUUCUCUUCUGAGCACAAACAGGCUUUAGGAGGCUGAGAUUUUCCUCUGUAGAAACAACAUUGUUCAUGGCUCUCCGGACUACAUGACCCAUUCACCAGUCAACUAGAAUGUGUUUUUUUCUUUCUACAUGCAGGACAGCAUAUCAUUCAGGACGUCCAACAGGACCCCUGCUCAUAGGAGGGACUGGUUUUAUGGCUUUAAUCCAUCAGUAGUUGUCGUCCCAGCCAUAUUUUAAAGGCCUAACACCAUCUGCUGGUCAUGGGUACAUUUGUUUGUAAAUUAAAGAGUUUCCUAAGUGGUU
This is a messenger RNA of Cheilinus undulatus (humphead wrasse), 2748 nucleotides long. RefSeq names its product ceramide transfer protein-like. Gene Ontology annotation, cellular component: Golgi apparatus. The transcript is spliced from 18 exons. NCBI's taxonomy places the organism in Eukaryota, Metazoa, Chordata, Actinopteri, Labriformes, Labridae. The record is from RefSeq and is a predicted model, not a curated record. Gene Ontology annotation, molecular function: phosphatidylinositol-4-phosphate binding. Gene Ontology annotation, biological process: ER to Golgi ceramide transport. Bases 587 to 2458 code for a protein of 623 amino acids.